AACGUGACGUCACCCGUAGGAGACAUUUGUUUACAAUAGUGAAUACAGUAUUACAGACUACAGUAAAAUAUUAAAUUGUUUUCACUUUUCACAUGCGUUUUUACGAGUUUUGUAAUUCAUUGUUUUCAUAUUCUUUUUCGCAAGUUAUAUGUCUAUCGAUAAUAUCUAUUUGAAUACAAUAAUUCAUUGGAUAUUAUGUCUACAAAUUCGAAAAGAAAACACUCAGGGGGAUCAUCUUGUGCAGUAGCGACGUGUAAGCAUUAUGCUAGCAAAACUAAACAGCAAGGAUUCGACAUAUCAUUUCACAGGUUCCCAAUAAAGAAUGUUGAGAUCUAUAAUAUGUGGGAACAUAAAUGUCGGCGAGGUGAUAAGUGGAAUCCUAAGACAUCGUUGGUUUGUUCUAAACAUUUUACCCAAGAUUCUUUCGUUCGAGAUUUGAAAGCAGAACUUUUAGGAUACACUCCUAAAGUUCGUUUGUUGAAACCUGAUGCAGUCCCAACUUUAUAUUUACCACCGGAUCAUUCACAAAGUGUAACUUCUUCUUCAGCGAUCAAUCGAAAUAAGAGAAUUGAAGCUAAAUCAAUGAAACAGGUACAUGAUGAACUAAUUUUAUCCAGCAUUACUUCUACUUCACCAGAUUCUCUGUCACCAUCAAUUGAAAUUUCUUCUACAAUCAAUGCGGACUCUAUUCCAUUUCCAGAUAAAUCACCUUUAAAUAUGGAUUAUGAACAAUUAUACAAUGACCUUUUGAGAACACACAAUGAAUUGAAAGUUGAAAAUGACAAGCAGAAAGAUAAGAUUUUAUCACUUGAAGAGCCUCUUGUAGAUUAUAAAAAACUUAUCCCUAAAGGAUCAGGAGUAGUUAAAAGGCUAACAGAUAGGAUUUUCAAAAGAACUGAAAUUGAACAAAAAUAUAAACCUGUAAUUCAGUCUUAUGUAAAACAAAGAUUGUUGAUCCGAAUGAAAUAUUACAACCAACAUGCAGUAUCAUUAGCUAAAAAAAGAAAAGCAAAAGCUCAACUAAGCAGAAUAGUGAAAUUAAGAAAAUUAAUGACUUGAGACUGAAAUAUAUAUAUUAGCCAAACCUACCUGAAUAAUGAUUAUAAUAUUUUUUUUUAU
Molecule: messenger RNA, 1119 nt
Organism: Myzus persicae (green peach aphid)
Lineage: Eukaryota; Metazoa; Arthropoda; Insecta; Hemiptera; Aphididae
Product: THAP domain-containing protein 1-like
Exons: 4
Coding region: 196-1059 (287 amino acids)
Source: RefSeq, a predicted model, not a curated record